Messenger RNA from Setaria italica (foxtail millet), 2628 nucleotides. Its product is annotated as protein terminal ear1. Gene Ontology annotation, molecular function: RNA binding. The transcript has 6 exons. Lineage: Eukaryota; Viridiplantae; Streptophyta; Magnoliopsida; Poales; Poaceae. The coding region runs from base 254 to 2245 and encodes 663 amino acids. The record is from RefSeq and is a predicted model, not a curated record.
CCGGCCCCCUCUCUCCCCCUCGUUUCUGGCAGUAGUACCACCACCACUCUCACUCCACACACACACCGAGCAUACAGCUAAGCAGGAGAGAGAAAGGGAAAGGAGGGGGGAGAGAGAGACGGGGUCCCCAAGUACAAUUCUCGCCUGGUUCUUGAUCGAAGGCAUGAUCAAGAAUUGCUAGAAAGUUCUAGAUCUUUGGACGGGGCGUCGUCUCCCUUCGACGUCUCGGUUUCUUUUGUUCUGAGCUCAGGCCAUGGAGGGUGGGGGAGGGAGUGGAAUCGGUGGGUUCCCUGGAGCCCCCGGCAACAUUCUCGAUGCGGCAGCUCAGGCGUUCUACCCUGCUGCCGGUGCCCCCUACCCUAUACAGCCGCUCCCGCACCAGGUAUACUGCCCCCACCCGUAUCCAGCCAUGCCGGUGCCACCGCCGGCGAUGGCCGUGCCGGUGCCAGUGCCUCCGAUGGCGAUGGCCCUGGCGCCGCCGCAGCCGGGGUACCCCUUGCCGACGUCGACGCCGGUGGUCGACGGCCCGUCUAGCCGCGUCGUGGUGCUGGGCCUGGUGCCGCCGCACGCGCAGGAGGCAGACGUGGCGCAGGCGAUGGCGCCGUUCGGCGCGAUCCGCUCCGUCGACGCGUCGGCGGUGGCGUCCGAGGGCGCGGUCACCGUCCACUUCUUCGACAUCCGCGCCGCCGAGCUCGCCGUCGCAUGCGUCCGCGAGCAGCACAUGCGUCAGCAGAGCCGCCUCGGCCAGCUCUACGCGGCGGCGGUUUCCUGGCCCCCGCCCCCGGCGCCCCAACCCUGGGACUGGCCCCACGACGACACCCGCGGCCUCGUCCUCGGGCACGCCGUGUGGGCCCACUUCGCCGCCGGCGCCGACGACGGCGAGAACCGCGGCUCCCUGGUCGUGCUCAGCCCCCUCCCCGGCGUCUCGGUCGCGGACCUCCGCCAGGUCUUCCAGGCCUUCGGGGACUUGAAGGAUGUGAGGGAGUCGGCGCACCGGCCCAGCCACAAGUUCGUCGACUUCUUCGACACCCGCGACGCCGCGCGGGCGCUCGCGGAGCUUAACGGCCAAGAGCUCUUCGGCCGCCGCCUCGUCAUCGAGUUCACGCGCCCUUCCGGCCCCGGGCCCCGCAGGCGCGGCGGGUACGUGCCCCACCACCGGCCCAGCGCACCGACUCCGCCGAGGCAUCAGGCGGCGUGGCGGCCGUCCCAGCUGCCGUCGUCUCAGCCGUCUGCCUCUUCCUCGUCGUCGUCCGGGUCUGUGAGGGCGAGGGAAGGAGUGGUGCUCCUGAGGAGGAGCUCCUCUAAGUCCAGCGCAGGCGAUCAGUCCAAGGGCGGCGGUGCUGGCACGAGCCACGAGCGCAAGGGCAAGGGUGGCAACAAGGUCGUGUCGCCGGCGCCCUCCUCGUCGACGGCGACAGCACCCGUGAAGCAAGCCCAGAAAGCAGCCGGGAGCAGCGGCGGCGGGAAUUGGAAAGGACGGAAGAGCGGGUGGGAGGCGCGGUUCCUGUUCAAGGAGCCCGAGGCCGCCGGCGACGCCGCUGGCACGCAGGCUGCGGCGGCGGCUGUGGAGAUGGACACGAGGACCACCGUCAUGAUCAGGAACAUACCCAACAAGUACAGCCAGAAGCUGCUGCUCAACAUGCUGGACAACCACUGCAUCCAGUCCAACGAGCGGAUCGCGGCAGGCGGCGAGGGCCAGCCCUUCUCCUCCUACGAUUUCGUCUACCUCCCCAUCGAUUUCAAUAACAAGUGCAAUGUGGGCUACGGCUUCGUCAACCUGACCUCGCCUGAGGCCGCCGUGCGGCUCUACAAGGCGUUCCACAAGCAGCCGUGGGAGGUGUAUAACUCGCGCAAGAUCUGCCAAGUCACAUACGCGCGCGUACAGGGCCUGGAGGCGCUGAAGGAGCACUUCAAGAACUCAAAGUUCCCGUGCGACAGCGACGAGUACCUGCCGGUGGCGUUCUCACCGCCGCGCGACGGCAAUCUGCUGACGGAGCCGGUGCCUAUCGUCGGCCGCUCGCCCGCCGCGUCGUCGUCGUCGCCUCCCAAGAGCCCGACCGCCAGCAUCGACCCGCUGACGCAGCAGCUGAUGCCGGCGCCCUCCUCGUCCGGCGACGGCGACGGCGACGGCGCGUCUUCGACCACGGCGUCCGCCCACGCGCCGUCCGACGACGACCACGCCGACGACGACAACGAGGAAGACAGGCUCGCCGGCGAGCUGCGGCGCCUGGGCUACACCGACUAGCUCGCUAGGGAGGCCUAGCUUAGCGGCGAUCGGCAGGCGCGCGUGCGCCGCGUUGCUUCGAGAACCGGAGGUAAUGAUGGUGGCCGAGCCUCUCGCUGAUCCGUAGCCUCCUGCACGCGCAGCGAGCGAAGUGGAGUGGAGUGCCAAUUCAUUUAUGGCACAUGAAGCACAUAGAGGGGGUAGAAAGGACUUGGAAAGAGAAGAAGGGAUUGGGUGGGUGUUCGUUGGCUCGUAGAAGCUGCAGCAGGUGUGGGUCGUGUUCUUUUGGGUUUUGGUUUGAAGUUUCCGUCGUUGAAACUUGGAGCUAGCUAGCGUAGCUUUUAGCUAGGACUAUCAAUUCUUUGCUCGCCAUGCGUUCGUUCCUUACAUUAAUUACUACAACA